AUGAACACAUCCAGAAGAAGUCAACACAUUCCGCCUACUAUCAAUCAUGAAGCUCUUCUCCCGAUGAAUCAAAACUCUCCGAUCUCAAUGCGAUACUCAGUAUCAUGUGCUGGUGGCAAACCGCUAGGAGGAACUAUAGGAACAUACAGCGCAGUAGGAGGACAAGUUAGUGAGAGUCACCCAUCGGUUAUGGAUUUGCACAAUGAACAAAAAACGAUGGAGAAAAAAGCGGUUUAUUGGAAUAUGUUAAUGCUACUCUUCAUGACAAUCUGCUCAGCACUAUUCACUGUGGCGGCUCUUCAAUUUCACUUCUCAAAUUCUGAAAAAUUUCUACGAAGUGCGAAAGGGUCAGCUACUCCAUAUAGAGGAGUCAUUGAUGUGAUUCGAGAUGUUAUUGCUUCGUUCGACGGGGCUAUCGUCGUUCUCUCGAUCCUCGCCUUUUUUGUGUCGUCUCUUCAGCUACUUUUUAUGAUGAAAAUUUUCAAAUCGACACAACCUGGAGAUAAUGAAGAUGCACUUCAAUACAUCAAAUCAACCAGCUUUCUGAGAAUCGUCGCCUUCUCAUUCUGGUUUGCAUCGAUCAUGAUUUUUGUAAUUGUUCUCAUGCUAACAGUCGCCAUUGAUCCAUCACGGAGCUUAGCAUCAAAAUGUGUCUCCAUUACACUGGGAUCAUCAGCAGUCCUUCUAGCCAUUUGCUUCGCCGCCAAAACGCUCUGGUUUUGGGGAAAACUCUCGUAUGGACAUGUAUAUCGGGACGACUGCUACAACUAUCUGAGCACACUGGUUUAA
Caenorhabditis briggsae is the source of this 789-nucleotide messenger RNA. The record is from RefSeq and is a predicted model, not a curated record. The transcript is spliced from 5 exons. The coding region runs from base 1 to 789 and encodes 262 amino acids. Lineage: Eukaryota; Metazoa; Nematoda; Chromadorea; Rhabditida; Rhabditidae.